AUGACCCCUUCUGCAAUGUCCUUGAUGAACACACUUUGCCUUGAUAGUCCUGAUCACGUGACAUCUGGUCGUCUUUCUAUUCCUGAAGAUACCGGCGUCUUGCCUCGAAGCCUCACGUUCGAUGACGACGAUGACUCACGUGACAGCGGUUUCGAAUCUCACGGAAGUGAUUCCGAGGGAUCCCCUCUCAAUUGUUUUCUGUCGAUCAGAACAAUCACCGACUUCAGUUCAGUCAAAAAAUCUUUAUUCUCACCAAAACGGCCACGUGAUGAUGAUGACAGCCCAACUGCAAAGAGAUCUAGAUGUGAUGAAGUCAUGUGUCGUGAAGAGCUCUAUAUUUCGGAAUCCCCCGAAUCCAUGAAAUCAGCUGUGGAUAAAAUGGAGGCGGAAAUCAAUCUGAUUGGCGAUGGCUCAAAGUGUCACAGGCUCCCGACCAUCACAGGCCGACACAAGGAUCUCAAAUUACGCCAUCUGCGGAGUAUGGACCGGAAGUUGAACAGCGAUUGCUACCCGUUCCUCUUCUACCCGGAAGUGUACUUACUGGAUGGCGGUUACAAGGCUUUCUAUGAACAACAUCAGGUUCCUUCACAAGAUGAACGCGCUUCCCUUGAGAGUCCCGAUCCAGUGACAUUGGGUCUUCUUUCUAUUCCUGAAGAUGCUGGCGAUUUGCCUCGCAGCCUCACUUUCGAUGAUGACGACGACUCACGUGACAGUGGUUUCGAAUCUCACGAGAGUGACACAGAGGGAUCCCCACUCAGCUGUUUUCUGUCGAGCAGAACAAUCAUUGACUUCAGUUCCGUAAGAAAAUCUCUAUUCUCACCAAAACGGCCACGUGAUGAGGACGGAAGUACUGCGGUAAAGAGAUCCACAUAUGCUGACGUCAUGGAGGAUGGUGCGAAGCUAUAUAUUUCGGAAUUCCCCGAAUCCAUGAAAUCAGCUGUGGAUAAAAUGGAGGCGGAAAUCAAUCUGAUUGGCGAUGGCUCAAAGUGUCACAGGCUCCCGACCAUCACAGGCCGACACAAGGAUCUCAAGUCAGUGUCUCCACGCACAGUCAGUCAACUACUGACAGGGAAAUACGAUGACGUCAUUUCCGGGUACCAGAUCAUCGACUGUCGCUACCCAUAUGAAUAUGAGGGUGGUCAUAUAGAGGGUGCCAUCAAUCUCCACAACGAGGCUCAAAUCUCGGAGUUAGUCACCAGCCUACGAGGGAGGGAGUCGACUCAACGGAACAUCCUGGUUUUCCACUGUGAAUUCUCCUCAGAGAGAGCGCCCAAACUAUUACGCCAUCUGCGGAGUAUGGACCGGAAGUUGAACAGCGACCGCUACCCGUUCCUCUUCUUCCCGGAAGUGUACCUGCUGCAUGGCGGUUACAAGGCGUUCUUUGAAAAACAUCAGCGACAGUGUCAACCAAACACUUACAUUCCCAUGCUGCACGAGGACUACGCCAGUCAACUACGUCACUUCCGGUCUAAGUCAAAAUCGAACAAGACCGCGAAAAACAGAUACCUGCGUAGUCGGAGCUUAGAAAUAGAUGUUUCACCACUUAGGUUUUCACUGUAG
Haliotis rubra (blacklip abalone) is the source of this 1560-nucleotide messenger RNA. Its product is annotated as M-phase inducer phosphatase 2-like. The transcript has 11 exons. Gene Ontology annotation, biological process: protein dephosphorylation; G2/M transition of mitotic cell cycle; positive regulation of G2/MI transition of meiotic cell cycle. Gene Ontology annotation, molecular function: protein tyrosine phosphatase activity. Lineage: Eukaryota; Metazoa; Mollusca; Gastropoda; Lepetellida; Haliotidae. Bases 1 to 1560 code for a protein of 519 amino acids. The record is from RefSeq and is a predicted model, not a curated record. Gene Ontology annotation, cellular component: cytoplasm; nucleus.